UAUAAUGCUUAAAACAAACCAGAGUACUCCGUACUAAGAGAUUCAUAUAUGCAGCAGUCAUGUGUGGUUUUGAUGAUAAAUCUAACAUUAUUCUUUUUGCAUGUUUACAUGGUAGCUUCACGUGUGCUAUGUUCAUAAUCUCUAGCCUGGCUCCCCUGAAACGAAACUCCCACCUGUUUGUACAAUAUGCAAUGUUUUUUUCUAUUCACAAGUUACCAACCAAUCAUGUUUUAUUAUCGUCAUUGCACCCAUUGAAAUUACUUUGAAUCUCUAUACGCAACUGACAACUUGUAAGCUGUAACGACUAAAAAUUUAUUUUCCUUCUAAAAGAGAGAAGAGAAACGCCAGCGGUAACGAAUGAUCCUAAAUGACAUUCAUGUAGCUGGCAGUUCAAAGUUCAAGCACAUCCUAUAAAAACACCCAGCUCACGUCCUUCCUCACCAAGAUCACCAGACCGAUCUAGCACUCAAUCUCUCUUCAUCAGCUGCCGCAACCAUGGCGAAAACCGCAAGCCAGAUUGUGACAAUGCUUGUCAUCCUGACAACACUCGCCCUCGCCGCCCUCGCCGUCACCGACCUGCCGCCGAAGCGGCCAGGCCAGGAGGUCCAUCUGUUCGAGGUCACCGUCAGCGUCCCGGAGGACGGCAAAGUGGACGACGAGUACAACUACCGGAUUCUCGCCACCGUGCUCGGCAGCGUUGAAGCGGCAGAGAGCGUCAUAUCCGAGAAUGACGUUGGGAGUUUCAAGGCGUACCUCACCAACAACCAGGCCCGUAGAUUGUCGAGAGUCCCGGGGGUGCUGGAAGUUAGGGAGAGCGAUGAUCAGCCUUCGGGCGGACAGUGAUAUCAGCAACGCCACAGAGGAAAUUUACUCCAGCGAUUCCAAUCUCAAGUGCUUCAGAGAUACGU
Molecule: messenger RNA, 908 nt
Organism: Brachypodium distachyon (stiff brome)
Lineage: Eukaryota; Viridiplantae; Streptophyta; Magnoliopsida; Poales; Poaceae
Exons: 3
Coding region: 496-843 (115 amino acids)
Source: RefSeq, a predicted model, not a curated record